CUCUUAUUUCUUGAUGAUCUCCAACUUCCCAAGCCACCCCUACAAAAACCCACUGAGCAUCAACAACAACCUAACCCUCGAAGUACACUCCAUCAACCAUAUCCUGUGGUUGGCUUAGUCUCUCAUUUCUACAUAAAAAUUUUCCAAUGUCUGAUCAACCUCUGAGUUGAGAUCUUUAACCAGUCCUCACUAGUCACUCUGACUUCUAAUGGCGAGUUCAAUUAAGUUCUCUGUUAAUGCAGAUGAGCUGCUAUUUUUAAUCCUUUUGGGGUUUAUCUUACCCUCUGCCAAGCCCAGCACAGAUUACUCUGAGCUGAUUUACAAGAACUGUGCGAACGAGAGAUUCGCAGAUACAUCCGACACUGCUUCUUCCCGUGCACAGGCAUUCACGGCUCUGUUCAGUGAACUUGUAUCCCAUUCUUCGCAGUCCAAGUUCUUCAGGACCACAACAGGUGAUGAUCACGGAGGGAUUUCGGGGUUUUACCAAUGCAAAAGAGACAUUACCAACCAAGACUGCCACCGUUGUGUCGCUAAGCUCCCCGAUGUUUCAAAUACUCUCUGUGACAGAGCCAUAGCAGCAAAGAUCCAGCUGGCUGGGUGCUCCCUCCGCUAUGAGGCCGACUCCUUCUCGGAGGAAAAAGAUCGCUUGCCUGUUGGGAGGAUAAAGUAUGAGAUGGAGCACAAGUUUUGCAGCAAAGAGAGGGCAGAGAUCGAGGGGUUCGAUGAGCAAUGGAAUUUGGCUUUUGAGGAGCUGGAGAGUGAGGUAGUAAGCAGGCAUGGCUACUGCACAGUGGAACGGGAAGGGUUCCAGGCGGUAGCACAGUGCGAGGGAGACAUGGAAGGGUGCGAGUGUGGUGAGUGUAUCAGUGAGGCAGUGGAGAAUGCCAAGGAAGAGUGCAAGACAUCAGUUUCGGGUCGGGUGUUCUUGGACCGGUGCUCGGUGAGCUAUGCGUUUGGCUAUAACCAAGGAGGCGGUACUGGAGGCAGUGGCGGCUUUGGAGGGGGUGGCAAUGGGGCAGGCGGCGGAGGCAUUGGAGGAGGCGGAGGAGGCAUCGGGGGAGGCGGCGGAGGCAUCGGGGGAGGCGGAGGAGGCAUCGGGGGAGGCGGCGGAGGCAUCGGGGGAGGCGGAGGAGGCAUCGGGGGAGGAGGUGGAGGCAUCGGAGGAGGCGGAGGAUUUCCAUUCCCAGGAUAUCGUGAAGGAGAAGAGGAAGACCAUCAUUCUGGAAGACAACUAGCAAUCAUUCUGGGAGGAGGUGCCGCCGCUGUGCUGGUUGGGCUUAUCUUGCUGGCGCUGCUUGGGGGCAUGCGGAGAAAGGACGAUUACUGA
Molecule: messenger RNA, 1327 nt
Organism: Punica granatum (pomegranate)
Lineage: Eukaryota; Viridiplantae; Streptophyta; Magnoliopsida; Myrtales; Lythraceae
Source: RefSeq, a predicted model, not a curated record